GUGUGAAUAUGAGGUUUCUCUUCCCUUACUGACUUCCUACUCUGCAGCUAAUCUCAUCUAACUGGGAAGCUGGGUCCUGCUCCCUUGGGUGUCCACUCUGAUGCAGACUGCAGCGAAGGAGGCUGCUGGCACUUCUCUUCACUCCUACUAUGGGGUUAUUAAGGGGCUCUACUCCAGCACAGUUCUCUUCUAGGCACGAAUAUACCCAGGAAACCCACGUGCCUCAGUUUUGUUCCUGUCCUUUGUGAGAAAAGGUAUCGGCGCUGUUGGUGGGAUGAGAGAAGGGCACAACUUGCCACCUGCAUGCCUGAAGAAGCUCCACCAUGCUAGGCAGAAGAGCUGUGCCGAGCUGGGCCUAAAUAGCCGGAUCGAGCUGGGAGAUGUGACGCCACACAACAUUAAGCAGCUGAAGAGGCUAAACCAGGUCAUUUUUCCUGUCAGCUACAAUGACAAGUUCUACAAGGAUGUACUGGAGGUUGGCGAACUAGCCAAAUUAGCCUAUUUCAAUGAUAUUGCGGUGGGAGCAGUGUGCUGUAGGGUGGAUCACUCCCAGAAUCAGAAGAGACUGUACAUCAUGACACUUGGAUGCCUGGCACCAUACCGAAGGCUAGGAAUAGGAACUAAAAUGUUGAAUCAUGUCUUAAACAUCUGUGAAAAAGAUGGCACUUUUGACAACAUCUAUCUGCACGUCCAGAUCAGCAAUGAGUCAGCAAUUGACUUCUACAGAAAGUUUGGCUUUGAGAUCAUUGAGACGAAGAAAAACUACUACAAGAGGAUAGAGCCAGCAGAUGCUCAUGUGCUGCAGAAAAACCUCAAAGCCCCUUGUCUUGGCCAGAACGCAGAUGUGCAAAAGACCGACAACUGAACAAAACCCCGACGAACACUUUCUUGCACUUGCUUGUCGCCAAAUAAGGAAAGAGAGGCCUAUUGUUUUUUUGUUGUUUUCUCCCCUUCAUCCUCCUCAUUUUUUUUUCUUGACCUCUCUCCAACAAAAUGUUAUGCUUCUUCCAAGGAUUGUCCGAUCAUGUUUGGGGUUUUUUAGCUCUCCUUCUUUCUGUUUUUGUUGGGGUGGGAAGAGGUGUGCAGAUCUCUUUAGUUUGAGGUGUGGAGGGCUUGAGCAGGUUUUCCUAGUGACAAGUUUCCAUCAGAGAAUUUUCUCUUUCAGGAAGCAGAAUGUAAAUCUGGGAAGCGAAAGGAAAAGCAAUAUCUUGUCCUUUGACUCCUACAUUAUUAUUUUUCUUUUUAUAACCUACAGGGUACUUUAGCACCCCCCCACACACACCUUUGAAUGUUACUUCAGUAAUUCCCGUUCUUCCUCUUGAUUCCCCCACCUCAAAAAAGUAUAUUUAGUUCUUUCCAAUAUUUUUGAGUAUGGCUUUUUCCUCCAUCUUUUGCUGAGAAGGGCAGGCUACUUUACCAUGCCUUUUCACUCUGCCUGGGCUGAUCUUUUGAAUGCUUUUUUAAGUACUCCUCACCCAAGCUGGUGCUACGUUUCUUGACUGAGUGAGAAGAGGGUUCAGAGGGGUCUUUAUGGUUUUCCUUAUUUUCAUUUACCCAACUGCCAGCAAACUUCUGAUAGAGUAAGAGUUUGAGCUGGUGUUGGCAAGAGUCACCUUAUAAAAAUAUCAAUCUUGAGGAAAGAUCCUUGUUUUUAAAAAAAAAAAAAUGGAUGAAAUGCUGUAGGGCUCAUCAAGAGUCAGUUUUAUCUGUGUUGUUGGGAUAGGAACAGUGGCUGUGACCAUUUUACCUACUCUGAUCACAUAAGUGAGCACCUGUCUCCAGAUAAAUUUUGCUACAGGUGCUAAAUCUGUGGUGACAAAUCUAAGAUGAGGCACGGGUUGAGGAAACCAGGCAGCAAGACCGAGAAGGCAAACAAGAAUCUGACCCUAAUUGCAUAACUUUGCAGGGGUCUUCUGGAUUUGCUUGGGAUCUGCUUGGCUUGCUGUGUUUAUAUGCUCCUUAGGGAGGAAGUGGUUAAGAACUGCAUGUUUUACUCUUUGAAGACUCUUUUUUUUCUUCUUUUUUUUUUCUUCCCCCCUUCCUCCUUUAAAUGGUAAUGAUGCAGUUCUCCUCUUGAGAGGGUGUUCCAUGAAGCACCAGAGAAAGCAGCAUUUACUAGGUUUUAUGAGUUUGGAAAAACAGGCUGACUGGCUUCUUCCUAGUACUGUAAUCUCAAAGCUACAGUAAAUUCUACUAAGCUCUGCUUUGCAUCCUUUCAUGCUUUAUUUGCAUGAAUAUCAGUGCUCCUUUCUAUGCACUGUUGCCAGCAAUUUUAUGUAUGCCAAUACAAAUACCAACUUGAGCUUGGACUCUCCUCUCCAAGCAUCUGGGAAAGUGCACUGAACUGAGACAACAUCAACCUGCCCCAUCCCCCAAAUAGAUAUUAAACUGCAUUCCUUUCCUGUUAAUGUUUUUUAAAGUUUAAAUCUACAUCUUGAACUCAUCUGCUUUGAAAGCCUCCAACCUAUAGUGCACAUUGCAGCAUACAUCUUGUUAGCAGGUGCUGUCCAGUCAUUCUACCGUGACUUGGGAACCAAGGAUUUCAAGAUGGGAGUUGUGCAUGACACAAGGGAGGGUACCCCUCAUUCUGUAUUAUGCAGCCUUUGAUACCUGAGGGGUGACUAAACAAGCUACUCUAGAAUUACUACCACUUUCCCAGAGGUGUGUAGUGUUUUUUGGAGUGCAUCUUGACAGACCUAUGCUGAAAAAUGGCUACUCUAUUUGCUGGGUUUGCACUAAUUGAGUCUUGGUGAUGGGUAGAUUUCUAACAACAAAAGCCUCUCUGCAUGGCCUGAGCACCUGUGUUUGCAACACUCUGUAGCAGACUCUGGCUAGAAAGACAGAAACAGUUUCCUAGGCCAGAGUACCUAGUUUUGAGAAAAACUUAUUUUAGCGCUGCUAGGACAUGCCUGCACUGGUUAUGUUGGCAGUCCCAGCAUAUUUCUAGAAGGGGAUAUAUUGAAGCACAAGUAGCUCAUCAUAUGCCAACAUAGUUUCCCUGGCCAUCUGUAGACUGAACCAAGAGGAAUAUGUGGAGGGAGAUAGUAUUGUAUUUGAGGAUAUUUGUGCAGCACAGCUGUAACUCAGACCAUAGCUGCCUCUGGUGCCAAGCAAAGUGCUCUUCAUUCUUCUAGAACUAAGUGGUAAGUGUUUGGGUUGGGUAGGUGGGUGUGGGGAUAUGAACUCUUAGGAUUUGCUGUUGUUGUACGCUUCCACAAAUCAGUGUGUUUCACAGACAGUUUUUCUUCAGGUUUAAAAGUAUGAGUCUGAUGUCUGAAUUUACUUGGAUUAACCUUUGUUUCUGUCUCUUUUUGCUUUGGGCUGCCAUCAUUCUAUGAAUGUAUCCCUGAAAACAAUUCUUAGAACUCCUAUUCCAUGGCAAACCUGCCUCGGUGUAACUUCUAAGAGAGUAUUUUGUAGGCGGUGGAAGGGAGAGCAACCACAAAUCUAAGACUCCUUUUCCCAGGCUAUUAAUCCUGGAUAACGGUUGUUGAAUCUUGAAUACAAGGUUUAAUCUAAAUCUCUUACAAAGCUAUGUCCCUGUCCAUGGAUAAGGGAGAGUGAAGGUCAGUAGUUCUGAAUGACAAACAGUUGUAUUUUAUUAGUAUAUCGACCGUAUUGGGUGUGGGAGGAGAACACUGUAUCUUAGUACUGUUAUCUGAAGACACAGAAGUUGUGUGAAGUAUGAGAUUACUGCAGAGAACUUCUGUUACUUUGUAUGUUGCUGCAGCAGGACCUCCUUCUAGCUUGAAAAUAACAACUUAUGAACAACAAAAUUUUUAAAAAGUUGGGAAUUUCAAUAGAGAAAAAAAAAACAAAAAAAAACCACCAGCACUUCCUCUUCUGGAUGAACAUCUAGCAAGAAAAAUGUAUGUUGACUAACAGCUUUAGAGUGUAAAUUGUGUAUAUACGAGUUAUUCCUGAAUCUCUGCAACUGGUUUUGUCGUAUAUCGGUUGAUGUAUGAAGAUAUUGCCUACAAAGACUCCUAGUAGAGGAAACCGUGGUACAGGGGAAAAAGAAUCAUCCAGGAGAGAUAUCCCUCAUUUUUUGGGAGGGGGAAGGGAGAGAAUUUAUUUUGUGUAUACAGAAACUGGCUGAGUUUACGUGAUGCAGCUAAUGGUUAAACCUGCCAAUUAAAUAUGACAUACUGUUACAACUGAAACAAACUUAACGUGAUAUUUUGUCAAUUCUUGAUGGUGCCCUGUGAUGUCUAGUAAAAAUUGGAUCCCCAAAACACGCAUUGUUAUAUUCUCCCCCAUGUUGUAAUCCAGGGUCAGCUGCUAUGCACAAAGUUUAUGUUUUGUAAAGUGUUUGCUGACUUGGAUGUUUCUUCUGAAUCUGCAACUGCUUCCUAAUUAAACUGACCAAGACCACCCCCGGUCUCAUUGAGUUAAGAUUUAGUCAGAGGUAUGCUGUAUGCAGUUGACAGAUGCAUUCUCAAUGUUACAAGUUCAGUUGCAGGGGGAGCAAAUUAUUUACAAAGAAGACGGUCCAUUUUUAAUCUAUAUCAUUGCCCUUGUUGUACAUCAGGAGCAUGUUUUUGUUUUUCUCAAACUCUUUAGAAAUACCGUUCAGAAUAAACGUGCACUAUUUGAGUUAUGUCA
Messenger RNA from Struthio camelus australis, 4605 nucleotides. The record is from RefSeq and is a predicted model, not a curated record. NCBI's taxonomy places the organism in Eukaryota, Metazoa, Chordata, Aves, Struthioniformes, Struthionidae.